This is a messenger RNA of Mugil cephalus (flathead mullet), 1629 nucleotides long. It is a transcript of the gene cdkn1cb, whose product is annotated as cyclin-dependent kinase inhibitor 1Cb. Gene Ontology annotation, molecular function: cyclin-dependent protein serine/threonine kinase inhibitor activity. The coding region runs from base 194 to 841 and encodes 215 amino acids. The transcript has 3 exons. NCBI's taxonomy places the organism in Eukaryota, Metazoa, Chordata, Actinopteri, Mugiliformes, Mugilidae. Gene Ontology annotation, biological process: regulation of cell cycle. Gene Ontology annotation, cellular component: nucleus. The record is from RefSeq and is a predicted model, not a curated record.
UCCGAUACUCACCAUGAAAGGUACAUUUAAACGGAACUGUGUGACCGUGGAGAGACGCGAGAGCGAGGAGAGGAGACGCGCACACACUUAAGGCUCCACGACAACAACAACAAUAACACCUGAGAGCUUACUCUCUCAUCAGGUAUCGUCCUAGUUUUGCGGAGGGUAUUACAUUUGUGGAAAGAUUUUGGAGAUGUCCCACGUCCAGUUAUCGACCGCCGCUCUGGAGAGGCUGGUGGCCAGAAGGACCUUCCCUCUCCACAGACGCACUAGCGUCUGCCGAAACCUCUUUGGACCGGUGGACCACGACGAGCUGAGCCGGGAGAUGAAAGCCAAGAUGCGGGAGAUGUCCGAGCGGGACCAGCAGAGAUGGAACUUUAAUUUCGAGACCAACACCCCGCUGGAUGGGGAUUACGAGUGGAAGACCGUGACAGCGGAUGAGACCCCGGUGUUUUAUCAGGACUCUGUACAGGACGACAGGAUCCGGGUGCCGGCGACGCCCGUCAAGCAGCAUCCCUCAUCGGACACUGAUCUCCCAGAAACGCCCCGUUUGGAUGUACUGGAGCGCCUGGCCGUGCCCGAGAGCAGCAGCACUCCUUGCUCAGGGGAGGUGAACCAGGAGAACCGCACAGAUAAACUCAACUCAGGGAAGUCGACUCAGAGACAGGUCCAGUGUGCUAGACGGAAGAGGACGGCCACGACAGACAACAACACACACAUCACAGACUUCUUCGUGAAACGUAAGAGGCCUGCUGACAGAAAAUCCAAUGAUGUGAGCGCUUGCCAUAUCUCCAAGUCUCCAAUCCCGGUGGAACAAACUCCACGAAAGAGGAUCCGUUGAAGGCGCAUUUUUUAUUUUUAAUUUUUUUUGCACUAUAUGCCUUUACGCAAUUUGGAGGCUCUCGGGGAAGCUGCCUAUCCCCACCACUUAAAAGGACGGAGAGGAGGAGGAGAGGACGCGGGGACGGUGUGGGACAAAGAAGUCCGACCGGUUGGUUGCGGCUCGGUGCGCCCCGGCGGAGCGCAGCCUGAGCACCGGACCACAACUCUCAGGACUGAACGGUUUGGGGAAGGAGAAGAGAGGACGUUUUUUUUGUGUUUUUUUUUUCUUUUUUUUUUUUUUUUUUUGCCGAAUGACUUCUAUCCAGUACAAAUGUAGCAUUCAUUGUUGCUUUUGCAUACAGCCACUCGACAGUGUUAAAUGUUUUAACAUCUGUGCAAUCCUAAAUUUCUUUAAAAAGAAUCGUCUACACUGGCCAAAAGUGUACAGCUUUAUAGAGACAAUAGCUUAUAAAUGUUUAUUUCUGUUCUGAUUGUUUCUGUUAAUGUAUAUUUUUUAAGUUUAUUCUAACUUAUAAUUUAUUUAUGUUUCUUUAUAUUUGUGAAAAUGCCUUGUUGAUUUAGCCACAAGGCAUGUUUUUUUUUUAAAUUCUAUUUUAUUAUUUACGUUUUCUUUGUUGUUGGUGUUGUGAUGUUUUGCAAUCAUGUAGCUUCCCCAUAGUAGUUCACACUUGAAAAACAUAGAUUUCUUUGUGUCUCUGAGCCGUUUCGUUUCGUGUGUUUUCAUAAAAGUGCCCUAAUUGUGUAUUGCAAAAGAUGGGAAUAAAAACGUCUUUCACUUAAUCGUAA